This is a messenger RNA of Penicillium olsonii, 1737 nucleotides long. Lineage: Eukaryota; Fungi; Ascomycota; Eurotiomycetes; Eurotiales; Aspergillaceae. The record is from the annotation of a GenBank genome assembly.
AUGAGACUCGUCAGGCCCUUUCGGGUCAUUCCCGCCCCUUGGUCGCGGAUCGCAGCUCGCCAGUCCAUCCUAGCCCGGGGUGGAAGACCGAAGAAUAGCUCCAAUGAGGGCGAAAAGGAGAAAGAGCAGAAAGAGCAGAACAAUGACUCGUCCUCGUCGGGCCCCGAGUCCCCCUGGACGCCGAAAAAUGCUAUGCUGGCCACUGGAUUGACUGCGGGGGCAGGCUACGGGUACUCUUCCUACAAAUCAAAGCCACCGAACUAUGGUUCAGCGAAGGAUUUCGCUCGGGCCGUCACCGAAUUAAAAGCCCUCCUCGGCGAAGACUCCGUCAGCACCGAAGAAGACGAGCUCCAUCACCACGGCUACUCAGAAUGGUCCAGUUUGAACGCAGAACGUCUUCCGUCCGCUGUGGCCUACCCCAAAACAACGGAGGAUGUCUCUGAGAUCGCCAAGAUAUGCACCAAGUACCGCAUGCCCAUGAUUCCCUAUUCGGGCGGCUCAAGUCUGGAGGCGAACUUCUCCGCACCGUACGGCGGUCUGACCAUCGACUUCGCGUUCAUGAACAAGGUCCUGGAUAUCCACCCGGACGACAUGGAUGUCGUGGUUCAACCGUCCAUUCAGUGGAUGAGUCUCAACGAGCAGAUCAAAGGGACCGGUCUGUUCUUCCCCGUGGACCCCGGCCCAUCCGCCAUGAUUGGCGGUAUGGUGGGUACGAACUGCAGCGGCACCAAUGCCGUUCGCUACGGUACCAUGAAAGACUGGGUGAUCAAUCUGACUGUGGUCCUGGCUGACGGAAGGAUCAUCAAAACGCGGAGACGUCCGCGCAAGACCUCCGCCGGGUACAACAUGACUGGACUCUUUGUGGGAUCUGAAGGCACAUUGGGUAUUGUGACCGAAGCCACGUUGAAGUUGGCGCCCUUGCCGGAACAGACUCGUGUUGGGGUCGUGGCAUUCCCGUCGAUUCGGGAUGCCGCUUCCACGGCGAUGCAGUUGAUCCGGAAGGGCGUUCCCGUGCAGUGCAUGGAGAUCAUGGAUGAUGUCCAGAUGGAUGUUAUCAACCGGGCCGGAGGCACGGGUCGUGAUUGGAAGGUCUCGCCGACGCUUUUCUUCAAAUUCUCCGGAACCACUGCCGGGGUGGCGGAUAGUAUCAAUUUGACAACGCAGUUGGCUCAAGACAACAAGGCGGAGUCAUUUGAAUUUGCUCGCGACGAACAGGAGGCUCAUAAUCUGUGGUCGGCGCGGAAGCAGUCACUAUGGAGUAUGAUGGCGCUGCGAAAGGAGGGCUCAGAGGUGUGGUCGACAGAUGUGUCAGUGCCCAUCUCGAGACUGCCUGAUAUCAUUGAAAUUUCCAAGAAAGAACUUGUUGACCUCAAUCUGUUCGCGAGUAUUCUUGGCCACAUUGGAGACGGAAACUUCCACGCAAGUAUCAUGUAUGAUCGGAACGACCCCGCCGAGCUGGCUCGGGUCAAGAAGGUCGUUUAUGAUAUGGUUGAUCGUGGACUAGAGAUGGAAGGAUCCUGCACAGUAUGCCAACUUCCUCAGACAAAGAUAACCGCUAAUCUAUUACAGGGUGAACACGGCGUUGGACUGGGCAAGAAGGGAUCAUUGCGAAAGGAAGUUGGGCCAGAGACGAUCGAACUCAUGCGCGGCGUGAAGCGCUCCAUGGACCCCAAUUGGCUAUUGAAUCCUGGCAAGAUCUUCGACUACUACGACGAUGGCAACGGUCCAGGACAUUAG